Molecule: messenger RNA, 1264 nt
Organism: Arabidopsis arenosa
Lineage: Eukaryota; Viridiplantae; Streptophyta; Magnoliopsida; Brassicales; Brassicaceae
Source: the annotation of a GenBank genome assembly
CGGUUUUUAUAGUUACUAGUAUAAUAUUAGCAAUAAACAACAAUCAGUAAUGACAGCUUGGCCGAGUGGGAAAAAAAUUAUCGGUCGCCGUGAUGGAGAUUCGUCGGGAAUUGGAAGAGUUAAAGCUCGAGAAGGCGGAAAUAGAGCACCGUAUAUCGACCCUCGAAGCAAAGCUCCGGCGGUUGAACGAUGCGACGUCGUAUCAAAUGGUUUCUCUUAUCAAACGGCGCCGGAGCUUGAACAUGGGUUGUCUUCGGAUCAGAUUUACCGUUACAGUCGCCAACUGUUACUUCCUUGGUUUGCUGUUGAAGGGCAGUCAAAUCUUUUGAAGUCUUUGGUGUUAGUUAUUGGAGCUGGAGGACUUGGUUCAUCUGCCUUCCUUGUUACUAACGGGAAACCAACCUGGGAACAAAGUGAAUUACCUGUUUCUCAACCACAGGAUGAGAUACAUCCACAGCCGCAGGCACAGAUACAGCCACCACCGAUUAAGAGGCCACCAGGACGUCCUAGAAAGGAUGGAGCUUUGCCUACAGUGAAGACUGCUGCUUCUGUUUCCGGUGGUGUGGAAAUUGUGAAACGAAGAGGUAGACCUCCGAGUGGAAGAGCUGCUGGAAGAGAGAGGAAGCCUACAGUUAUCUCAGCUCCAGCUUCGGUGUUCCCGUAUGUUGCUAAUGGUGGUGUUAGACGCCGAGGGAGGCCAAAGAGAGUUGAUGCUGGUGCUUCUUCUGUUGCUCCACCACCACAACCACCUAACGUAGAGAGUGGAGGAGAGGAAGUUGCAGUCAAGAAACGAGGACGAGGACGGCCUCCUAAGAUCGGUGGUGUUAUUAGGAAGCCUAUGAAGCCUAAGAGAAGCUUUACUCGUACUGGUAGACCCGUAGGAAGACCCAGAAAGAAUGCGGUGUCAGUGAGAGCUUCUGGACAACAAGAUGGUGACUAUGGAGAGCUCAAGAAGAAGAUUGAGUUGUUUCAAGCGAGAGCUAAGGAUAUUGUUACUGUGUUGAAAGCUGAGAUAGGAGGAACUGAAAAUCAAGCGGUGGUUCAAGCCAUACAGGACCUGGAAGGGACAACAGGAACAACAACGGAGACAACAAACAAGCCACAGCACAUGGAAGAAGUGCAGUUGCCAGACGAGGAACACCCUGAAACUGAACCCGAACCAGUGGGACAAGGACAAGGACAAGGACAAACACAAACAGAAGCAGAGGCUAUGCAAGAAGCUCUGUUCUAAAGAGAGCUCAUGAUAUAAAAAAGCUAGCAAGUG